This is a messenger RNA of Mytilus californianus (California mussel), 1650 nucleotides long. RefSeq names its product flavin-containing monooxygenase 5-like. Lineage: Eukaryota; Metazoa; Mollusca; Bivalvia; Mytilida; Mytilidae. Bases 1 to 1650 code for a protein of 549 amino acids. The record is from RefSeq and is a predicted model, not a curated record. The transcript has 7 exons. Gene Ontology annotation, molecular function: N,N-dimethylaniline monooxygenase activity; NADP binding; flavin adenine dinucleotide binding.
AUGUAUCUUGUGUCUUCACCAGUGGAAGAAGAAAAUAAUCUAGUCAUGAAGGUUGCUGUGAUUGGAGCAGGAGUCAGUGGAUUAACUGCUAUAAAGUGUUGCAUAGACGAAGGACUAGAACCAAUAUGCUUUGAAAGAACAGAUGAUAUAGGUGGACUAUGGAGGUAUUCAGAUAAGGUCACAGAAGGCCAGGCAUGCGUGAUGAAGUCUACCAUCACUAACACAAGUAAAGAAAUGAUGUGCUUUAGUGACUUCCCAAUGCCAGCAGAAUAUCCAAUGUAUAUGCACAAUAGUUAUGUGCAAAAGUAUUUACAUUUGUAUGCUGAAAAAUUCAGUCUUCGGGAAUAUAUACAAUUUGAAACAGAGAUAUUGAGAGUUAUGAAAAAGGACGAUUUUGAACAGACUGGUCAGUGGGUUAUCCAACUGAAAGACAAGAAAACUGAUAAAGUGAAGGAAAACAUAUUUGAUGCUGUUCUUGUUUGCACUGGUCGUAAUAGUGAAAAGUAUGUUCCUAAUUUCCCAGGUUUAUCAAACUUCAAAGGAGAAGUUGUUCACAGCCACGACUACAGAAAGCCAACUGGGUAUGAAGGGAAAAGAGUACUUGUCAUUGGAAUAGGAAAUACAGGAUCGGAAAUAGCUGUAGAACUUAGCGCAAUUGCUUCACAGGUUUUUCUAAGUACCGGCCGUGGAACUUGGGUAUUUUCCAGAAUAACAGACUAUGGUAUGCCUAUCGAUAUGACAUCUCUCAAAAGGAUUAUGAUGAAACUGAAAAAAAUAUUACCACAGUCGCUAAUUGAAAACUUGGUAGAGAAAAAAGCAAAUGCAAGGUUUGAUCAUACAACUUAUUGUCUUCGACCAAAGCACCGUGUCUUUGCUCAUAGUCCAACUAUAAAUGAUGAAAUACCAAACCGAUUGGCAUUGGGGACAUUGAGGGUAAAAACGGGGGUCAGAACGUUUACUGAAAAUGGUUUAAUCUUUGACGAUAACACAGUGGAAGAAAACAUCGAUGUUGUUGUCUUGGCAACAGGGUAUACAUUCAAAUUUCCUUUUUUGGACAAAUCUGUGACUGAGGUCAGAGAAAAUCAUGUAGAUGAACUGUACAAGUACAUUUUCCCACCAAAACUGGAGAAGUCAACUUUGGGUAUAAUCGGAUGCGCACAUGUAUUUGGACCAAGUAUGCCAGUACUUGAGAUGCAGUGUAGACUGUCCACGCUUGUUUUUCAGGGAAAAGUAAAUCUUCCGUGCUGUCAUGAUAUGAUGUUAGAUAUUAAAUCGAAACAAGAGGUACUGAAAGAAAAAUAUGUAAAAUUACAUAAACACACAGUAACUGUCGAAUAUAUAGAGUAUAUGGAUGAACUUGCUACAUUAAAUGGAUGUCGACCUGAUUUUGGGUCAUUAUUUUGGUCAGACCCGAAACUGGCCUUAAACUGCUAUUUUGGGCCUUGUACACCAUACCAAUACAGACUACACGGACCUGGGAAAUGGGAUGGUGCAAGAAAGGCGAUAUUGACGCAGUGGGAAAGAACAUUAGGACCCCUUAAAACAAGACCAUUAGGAUUUAUAGAACAACCUUCACAGAAGAACAUCUUACUAUUCUCUUUUGUUUUUGUUGUAACUAUUUGUUAUUUACUACAAGCUUUAUUUUUCUAA